UUUCAAAAAUAAUUUGCUGUAAAAAUUUUUUAAGGAAGAGAAAAAUGACAAGAUGGUGCAGCGUCAAAUAAAUUUAGAUAAUUUAGUCAAGUUGGGGUACUUGCGUUUUAUUUACAUGGAUGAAUUUUGUGAAAAUGUUGAUAUAAUAUACGGAGAGGAAAUAUUAGCUUCAUUCAAGGAUUACUUGAAUACUUUUUGUAAUAAAUAUGUAAAGCAUAUUUUGACGAGUUUGAAAAGUUUGCUUCAAUUAGGAUGA
Molecule: messenger RNA, 256 nt
Organism: Meloidogyne enterolobii
Lineage: Eukaryota; Metazoa; Nematoda; Chromadorea; Rhabditida; Meloidogynidae
Source: the annotation of a GenBank genome assembly